This is a messenger RNA of Lampris incognitus (smalleye Pacific opah), 1816 nucleotides long. RefSeq names its product lysine-rich nucleolar protein 1 (gene knop1). NCBI's taxonomy places the organism in Eukaryota, Metazoa, Chordata, Actinopteri, Lampriformes, Lampridae. The coding region runs from base 27 to 1814 and encodes 595 amino acids. The transcript is spliced from 5 exons. The record is from RefSeq and is a predicted model, not a curated record.
UCACACGCUUCCAUGUAUGCACGCUUAUGAUAGAAGCAAGCCAGAAGAUGGUUGCUGUGGAGAUACCAGUGGUUAAAGUCAAAAAGAAGUCGGAGGCUGCCAGCGGAGAUGAGAGAGUUGAGGACAAGAAGGUUAAGAAAGAGAAGAAAAAACGAAAAAACGAAAAACUUGAGGGAGAGGAGGAGUGCAUAGGAGAAGCACAAAAGGAGAAGAAGAAAAAGAAUAAAGGUGAGAACAUUGUGAAGGUGGAGGGGUCCUCAGACUGUAAUGGAAAUAUUAAAAAACAAGCAAAGGAGAAAAAGAAGAAAGCUGCUACCAAUGACGCAAAUGAUGCCAGCAGUCACCAUGACAGAGAGAAUGAAACGGACAGUGAAAUCGGCAAAAAGAAGAAAAACGGUAAACAAAUCGCCGAUGACGACUUUAUCAAAGUUGAGGAAGUUGAUGUUGGAGAAAUUUCUCAGUGCACAAUAAAGGAAGGUCAAAUGGAAAAUGAGGAGAAAAAACAGAGGAAAAAGAAGUUCAUGCCGGAAAAGGAAUCCGGACCAGCGGAGGGAAAUAUAAAUGUAGAUGGAGGAGAGAAAGAGGGGAGAGAAGGAAAAGUAGAGGUGAAAACUUCAAAGAAAGCCAAGAAAGGUCAGGCAAAUGAUUUUACACUCGCUGUGGAGACUGGACAGCAAAGUCACAAAAGGAGAAAAAAGACCACCGACCCUGAAGAAGGAGAGGAUGGAGUAAUGGUUGCAAAAAAGAAAGCUAAAAAGACAUUGGAUCAGAAUGCAGAGAGUUUAGGGGCAUCAGAGGGAGAGACUGGGGUAGUCAUAGAAGAAAUGGUGAAAAAGAAGACAAAAAAGGUGAAGACGAAGCUUCAAGCUGCAACCAAGGAAGAGGCAAAGAAGGCUGAAACGCUGGAGGUCCAACAGAAAACCAAGAAGAAGAAAGCACACUUUACCUCAGCCGAGGAUGACUCUGAAGCUAAAGUGAAGGAAGAGGUGGAGGAGAAAGAAAUAAAAAAGAAGAGAAAGAAGAGUAAAAAUAAGAAAGGCAUAAAGAAUAAGGGGGGAAAAGAUUCUGAAGAGGAAGAGCCUAGUGGAGUGGAAGGGAGAGAACCAAAAUGGAAGAAGAUGAAAAAGAUAAGAGAGGAGGACCAACUAUUAUCCCAUGAGACAGAAGCCAAGAAGGUAGGCCUGGGAACAGAAACAUCUGUCAUAACGGCGAGCAACACAAAAAGCAAGAAAAAGAAGGCAAAGAGGAGCUUCUCUGAGGUAGAAAAAGAAGUGGAGGAGGAUGAAGACACACAGGAGACUAGUCGAGUCAUGACAAAGAAGAUCAAAAAAUUAGAGCAGGUUUCUUAUAAAGAACAGGAAGCCCAAGGGGCAGCCCCCCAGGUAGAUGCGGUUUUCCGGUCAGAAAAGAUUGGAAACACAGACAUGCCCAUCAGCCAGGAAAGAAGACUGGCUGUCCAGACGGAGACUGACAAAGCAUCUCAUCCUCAAGUACCAGCUAAACUUGGGGGCUUUGGCCAGUGGGGCACUGCCCAGUUCGACAGCUCCGAGAAACAGCAAAAAUUCCUGCGGCUAAUGGGUGGAUUCAAGAAGGGCUUUCAGUCAACUGGGGCGAGCAGUGGACCAGCAAACAUGGCACUGAAUAAGGAGGGACAGCACAGCUUACAACAAGGACUCCUAGGAGAGUUUGAGCGCGCUCAGUCCAGACGCAUGGACUACAGCAGCAAGGGCGCUGGACUUGGGUUUGCAGCACCAUCCAACAAGAAGUUCUCUAUUGACAUCGAUGCAUGUCGAUCAGUCCGUUUUGAUACUUGAUG